UUUCUCAGCAUUUCUAGAGGAGACUUGAAGAUAAACAAUGAUUGGUGGCUCUAGUACCUACACUGAUCCAGAGUCGGUGGAAAAAAUACCAAGUUCAGUACAAAAACAGCCUAUGACCAAUAUUGCACAGGUUGACAAUCCUCAAGGACAUAACAAUAACAUACAAAAUGAAAACAGGCCAACAGAUAAUGAGCAGAACUCAAACUGUAUAAAUGAUGAGUCAAAACACAAGAAUUGUGGCAGAGAAACCAACAAUCAGAUUCAGGGUGAAAAACAUGACAUUAUGGGCCAUAACGAACAAGUUGACAUAACCAUGAUAAGACAAUUCAUGAAGAACUCAGAAAUGAGGUACAGGAUGGGAGUAGGCUGGUAACAGAGAAUUCAAAUGAAAUGACAAAGCCAGUCUAUGAGUUGGAAGAAUCUGCUGCUCUAUCGAACAAGGAAAAACAAGAACACA
Messenger RNA from Owenia fusiformis, 457 nucleotides. The record is from the annotation of a GenBank genome assembly. NCBI's taxonomy places the organism in Eukaryota, Metazoa, Annelida, Polychaeta, Sabellida, Oweniidae.